Molecule: messenger RNA, 2306 nt
Organism: Nicotiana tabacum (common tobacco)
Lineage: Eukaryota; Viridiplantae; Streptophyta; Magnoliopsida; Solanales; Solanaceae
Source: RefSeq, a predicted model, not a curated record
CACCUUGUAAAAGAAAUGCUUCUGCUUAAGUAUUGCUUAGGCACAGGGAAGGAGACAGAAGAAAGUAAUCUACUGCAGCAGUUAUCAGAUGCAUGCUUAGUUGUUGAUGCUCUCGAACCUUCUGUUAGAGAAGAAUUGGUGAAAAGUUUUUGUAAUAGAGAGCUUACCUCGUACCAGCAGAUUUUUGAAGGAGCAGAACUAGCUAAGUUGGACAAGACUGAAAGAAGAUAUGCUUGGAUCAAGCGUCGUCUAAGAACAAAUGAGGAGAUUUGGAAAAUUUUCCCUCGUUCAUGGCAUGUCAAUUAUUUGCUUUGUAUCCAGUUCUGCAAGUUGACAAGGUCUCAACUUGUGGAAAUCCUUGUUAGUAUGAAAGAAAAGCCAGAUGUUGCGACCUUGUUGAUGGCUCUGCAGCGUACUUUGGAAUUUGAAGAGGAGUUAGCAGAGAAAUUUGGUGGUGGGACCCGCAGUAAAGAUGCUGUAGAUGACAGUGAAGAAACAGAAAGGAGCGGAAACAAGAGCCAGACAGUUUCAGACAUUCGGAAAAAGUAUGAGAAAAAGCUUGCUGCUCAUGAUGGUAGUCAACAUGACGAACAAGAUGGACAAAAAGAUCCAUCGGUGCCGGGAGCUGGGUUCAAUUUCCGAGGGAUCAUUUCAUCGUGCUUUGAACCUCACUUGUCAGUUUAUGUAGAGCUGGAAGAGAAGACUCUUAUGGACAGUUUGGAGAAAGAAAUACUGGAAGAGACAUGGGAAAUUGAGGAGGGAAGUCAGACUAAUAUUUUAUCUAGCAGCAUUAAGGUCUUUGUAAUCAUCAGGAGGAGCUUGAAGCGAUGCAGUGCUUUGACGAAAAACCAGACAUUGUUUAAUCUCUUUAAGGCAUUUCAAAAAGUUCUUAAAGCUUAUGCUACCAAGCUUUUCUCUAGAUUGCCAAAGGGUGGUACAGGAAUUGUUGCAGCUGCCACAGGUAUUGAAGGACAGAUAAAGACAUCGGACAAGGAUGAAAGGGUGAUCUGCUACAUAGUAAACACUGCAGAGUAUUGUCACAAAACGUGUGGUGAAUUAGCAGAUAAUGUCUCAAAGAUGAUUGAUGCUCAAUUUGCAGAUAGAGUGGAUAUGUCUGAAGUACAGGAUGAAUUUUCAGCAGUUAUUACAAAAUCAUUGAUUACACUAGUGCACGGAAUAGAAACAAAGUUUGACUCUGAGAUGGCUGCAAUGACUCGUGUUCCAUGGAGUACUCUCGAAAGUGUUGGUGAUCAGUCCGAGUACGUCAAUGGCAUAAAUUCGAUCCUUACCAGUAGCAUUCCUGUGCUCGGAAGCCUUCUCUCUCCCAUUUACUUCCAAUUCUUUUUGGAUAAGCUUGCGUCGUCUCUCAGUCCACGGUUCUUUCACAAUAUAUUCAAAUGCAAACAGAUAUCAGAGACUGGAGCACAGCAAAUGCUUUUGGAUACGCAAGCAGUAAAGACUAUUUUGCUGGAAAUUCCUUCUCUUGGAAAACAAACAGCAGGAGCUGCUAGCUAUUCUAAAUUUGUUAGUCGUGAGAUGAGCAAAGCAGAAGCAUUAUUGAAGGUCAUACUAUCUCCAAUAGAUUCUGUGGCAGAUACAUACUGUGCACUGCUGCCAGAGGGAACACUUGCAGAGUUUCAGCGGCUUUUGGAGCUUAAGGGCCUGAAAAAAGCUGAUCAGCAGAGCAUACUGGAUGACUUCAACAAACGUGGGUCAGGUAUCUCUCAGUCGACCAUUAUGGCCCCUUCAGUUGUACCAUCUGCUCCAAACACCUCAAUAGCACCGGCCAUAACUAACGUAGCAUCAUCACCUGGGGCCAUCACUUCAAGAGAAGAUGUGCUGACCAGAGCAGCUGCACUUGGAAGAGGUGCAGCUACUACUGGCUUUAAGAGAUUCCUCGCUUUAACAGAAGCUGCAAAAGAUCGCAAGGAUGGACCAUUCAGGAAGCUAUUCAAUGGAUAAGUACCAAUUUCUGAGCUCAUCAUUCUUGGCAGCAUUGUGAAGUCUUCCAUGGAUCAGAUGCUUCUGUCUUGGUACAAACUGUUUUCUAACAAUUGUCGCUCAUCUUUUAGCACCGCGGAAUGGAAUCUGAUGGUGUAUGCUCAUGAGGAGGAGUAACACUUUGUUCAUGUGAAGGAGAAUUACCCUUUUUUUUUUUCUUUUUUUCAUUUUGAUUUUUCGAUCUUGCCUGAUCUAUGGCCUAUGCGGUAGGGGUGCUUAUCACGCGGAUAAUUACGCUUAACGGUUCGGCUUAACGAUUAUCGGAUUAUAAAUGUAGUAAUCCGCUAAUCAUCCAAUAAGAUAAC